AGGUCUCGUUCUUGUUGUAGUACUAUCUAAGAAGCAGCGUAGACAACUUGUUGAGCCGUCGGCUUCUGUUGUGUAUCAGUAACUGAUUUGUUUCACGAUCCUAUGAAUGUUUUUACUCGUGACAACGAUGACGGAAGCUUGUAGUGCUUCCCCCUUCCGGGGUGGUUAAGGAUAAGGCCUGACGUUGAAACGUUGAUUGUUUGUGGAGGCGCUCAUGACAUCGUAAUCAUUGUUCGGAAGAGAGCAGCCGACGUUUGUUGUAGAGCAGCCGACGUAUUUGGACGACACCGUGCUGCCUGUGGUACCUCUCUACUCAGUUUGGAUCGACGAUAGAAAACGAAGUUAUCGCAGACGAACGCAUACGCAAAGAAACGGCGCAUUACUCUUACUACCAAAAAGAGGAGAGCAACUUGGCUACAAGAACUACAACAAGCUCCUAAACACUUCAGGGACGAGUUUCAAGCUCGAACGAGAAGUCCUGCAUAAUCUAUUCAUUUCCGUAUAUCUGCGCAUUGAGAAUCGAAAAUGACGCAGCAGGGUGGUUACGUGACGGAGCUCCCAACCGAUGCCGAGCUGAAGGAGAAGGAUGGCAAGAAAGCCGGCUAUUCGGGUGGCUUGCAAGGACAGGUAACAAACUAUCCUAUUAAUUAACUUCAAGUCCGAUUACGUAUUAUGAUCAUUAUGAAGUUGUUGAUUCGUCAUAAAGAAAAAGUAGAUGAAGGAUAAAUGAAAGAUGCUUGCCGAUCUUAUGUAUGAUGCACUUACGUUCUCAAUCUCAUUGAGUGUCGUCUUCAACAUUAUUCGCUGAUGAAGAUUAUGCUUUUACCCGCUAGGUCCAAAAGGAGAUGCAGAAAGAGCUUAUGGGGGAAGCUCCCGAUGUGGUGAUGGACGGCGCCGGCGCCAUUCGUGAUCGGGAAUCUGCAUACCAGCAGAAGCGGUUGGAAAGAGCAUUGUCACCGCCUCGCGCAGACCCUUUUGCGCUUUCCACCCCUGCGGAGGGUCUUACGUCGUACAAGGACGUGAUGGAGAACGCAGCCGCGGAUCGGGAAAAUGCCGAACUGAAGCGCAAAAUUGCGCAACAGAGGGAGCAACUUGGGGAUGCAGCAUUUAAGGCAAAAGUUGCUGGAAAUGUUGCAGCACUGGGUACAUCAGGCCAGGCGGGCGGCUCGACGUCGACCACCGGCAGAAAAAGAAAUCGAUGGGAUACGCCAGCAGAUGGUACAAGAAGAACAUGUCCUAUGUUUGAUACUAACUUUUGUUUGACCUGAUCCUGAAAUAAAAAAAGACGAUCUUCAUGAUCAACAUGAUGAAGAAAAAUAGAACUAGUAGCUGUACGUUCUUCUCCAGAACAAGUUAUUCCAACUUUCGCACCACAGCUGCUAUGGAGACCCCCGAUAUGGGUGACACUCCUGUUAUGGGUGCGGCUUCCGGUGGUUCCGGUGGCAUCGAUAUGAACGCGACGCCGGAGGCUUGUCAGUGGGGCGAGACACCAGGGGGACUGGAGGUUGCAAAGCCCAAAAGAAAACGCGCUAGAUGGGACGAGACACCUUCGGAGGGCGUGCAGGUCGCCGACCCCAAUGCCACCCCGAACAUGGCUGGAAAGACGCCAGAUCUAGGCGACACCCCGGACGCGCGAUUCAUGGGCGCAGAAGAGACCCCGGUCGGACUCACUCCGAAUUUCGGCGAAAUGACGCCGGACCAGCUCCAGCAGUGGAGGUUCGCAAGAGAGAUCGACGAAAGAAACAAACCGAUGACAGACCAAGAACUCGAUGAAAUCUUCCCGCCAGGGUACACUACGACUUCUUUAACUUUAAAAGCUCAAUGAUGAUUUAGAUUUAUGACUACGUACGCGUUGUACCUCUACAACCUCAACAACCUCAAACUUAUCUACAUAUAACUUCAAAUCUUGAGUUUCGACAUGACAAGCUUAGACCUUUUAUUCGUAAGAAGUAUGGACUGUCUCAGCGUCAUCGUCUCUGUCUGCUAUAUACGUCUACGCACAGGUACGAAGUGGUAACCCCACCAGCCAACUACGCUCCCGUGAGGAAGAACGUUUUCUCUGCACCAACACCUGAUGUGGGUAUGACUCCUGGUUUUCAGAUGCAUUCGACGCCAUCCACAGGCACGGGCGACGGAACCGACGACGGUGGUCUCGCAGAGCUCCACGGCGUCACUGCAGCCGUACUUAUAUUAUAAAGAAUAUAGAUACUUCAACAUAGAGGUGUCGACGUGAAGAAGAUUUUCUUUCUCGUUAAUACUAGAUCAAUUAUCAAAUUAUCAACACGAGAACCUUCAUUGCGUAAAGGAUGCUCAUGCUCCAAUGUCAAAGUGAAAAUUGUAGUUUCAUAACGCAUAAUUGAUGCUCCCUCUCUUCAACAGAGCGGCGAUCUACCGGAAAUCAAAGCAGAGGAUCGCGCCCACUUUGCGGCGAUUUUGGGUGACGUGGAUGAGGACGAGUUGUCGCCAGAUGAGCACCGGGAGCGACGCAUCAUGAAACUGCUCUUGCAGAUCAAAAACGGUGAGCCCUCUAUGCGUCGUAAGGCGCUGAAGGAGUUGACAAACAAAGCGCGCGACUUCGGAGCUGGUCCUUUGUUCAACCAGAUUCUGCCGCUGAUGAUGAGCUCCACCUUGGAAGAGCAGGAGCGACACUUGCUGGUGAAGGUGAUUGACCGCGUUUUGCAUAAAUUGGACGAUCUAGUGCGUCCCUACGUGCACAAGAUCCUGGUGGUCGUGGAGCCACUCUUGAUCGAUGAGGACUAUUUUGCGCGAGUCGAAGGUCGCGAGGUCAUUGCCAACUUGAGUAAAGCCGCGGGCCUGCCGACGAUGAUCGCGACUAUGCGACCUGAUAUCGAUCACGUCGACGAGUACGUACGCAAUACGACAGCACGCGCGUUUGCGGUGGUCGCCAGUGCGCUUGGUACAACUAUUCCGAAUGGUGGAUUGAUGGACUCUAAUUAAGUAUGACUAAAAAAUCGACCAUGAACAUGAUUCAUAUCUGAAGCACCUCUCGUCGUGUAAUGAAGAGCACUCUCAACGUUAGCGGCAUCGUCCUUUUCCAUCAAAAUCAAAAAUGCUCUUUUCCCUAUGCUGUUCCCUCCAUUAGGUAUUCCGGCUUUGUUGAUGUUCUUGAAGGCCGUGUGCAACUCGAAGAAAUCGUGGCAGGGACGACAUACCGGUGUAAAGAUCAUCCAGCAGAUCGCUAUUUUGCUGGGUAUUGCUAUUUUGCCGCACCUCAAACAGAUGGUCGAAAUCAUCGCACCAGGGCUCAGCGACGAACAGCGGAAGGUACUGUAAAAUACAAGGGACGAGACUCAUAUGUAACAACACGCUUGACUAUUUCAAAGGAAAGAUUCUAUGCUUUUAUCGUACAAAAAAGUUGUGAAGUCACAACUAUAACAAACUAUCACUUCUUUCAAGGUCCGAACAAUGACUGCUCUCGCGCUCGCCGCACUUGCCGAGGCUGCUACCCCUUACGGAAUUGAGGCCUUUGAUAGCGUUUUACGUCCGCUGUGGAAGGGUAUUCUCGAGGCACGCGACAAGGAUUUGGCAGCUUUUCUCAAGGCAAUCGGUUACAUUGUGCCCUUGAUGGAUGCUGAGCACGCAAAUCACUACACACGCGAAGUGAUGAUCAUUCUGAUUCGUGAAUUCUCCACGACGGAUGACGAGAUGAAGAAAAUUGUACUACUUUUUCUAUAUUCAUUAUAUAUAAUGAAGAUAGAUAUUAUAUAUUUCUAGUCCGAAAGUCGAUUUUUUCUCUAUUCCCUGUUCUUGAACCAGGAUUGUUGCAAACCAGGAUUGUAUGCAACAUGAUCAGUAAAAAGCUAAUUAGGUUAAAAGUUAGCUCAUCACUUUCUAUUCCUUUUGGCCACCAUCAGGUGUUGAAAGUGGUGCAUCAGUGCGUUUCCACUGAGGGUGUGGAAGCCACGUACAUCCGCGAAGAGGUUUUGCAGCCAUUUUUCCGUAACUUUUGGGUUCCGCGUAUGGCGCUCGACCGUCGCAACUACCGCCAGUUGGUUGACACGACCGUCGAAAUUGCGACCAAAGUUGGUGGCGCGGAGGUCGUCAGCAAAAUUAUCGAGGAUUUGAAGGAUGGAAACGAAACGUACCGUAAAAUGGUCAUGGAAACAAUCGAUAUCGUAGUCCAAAACCUGGGAGUCGCAGACUUUGACUCGCGCUUGGAGGAACUGCUCGUGGACGGCAUUAUCUACGCUUUCCAGGAACAAACGAGUGAAGACACCACAGUCAUGCUGAACGGAUGCGGCUCUGUCAUUAACGCACUGGGAACGCGCGUCAAGCCUUAUUUGCCGCAAAUUGCAGGUAACAAGUUUUGGCUUCCUCGACUUCUGAUUAGAUGGAAACAACAUAUAACAAAGUCUUGCUUUAAUAGAAAUUGAACAGAUCAUCAACAUCGUCACUAGUGUAGACGAAGAUUAAUACACUGUAGUUCCAAAAAUUUGCUUAUCCUUUGUGAUUUUGAAAUCGUGUUAACCUCGAUAUCAAUACGUUGAAAACAAGGUAUUGUCCGCUGGCGCCUGAACACUCCGAACCCGAAGGUGCGUCAGCAAGCCGCUGAUUUAAUCGCUCGCAUUGCGGGAGUGAUGAAGCAGUGCGGCGAAGAGCAGAUGUUGGGCCACUUCGGCAUUUUUCUGUACCAGUAUUUGGGUGAGGAGUACCCGGAAGUGUUGGGCAGUAUUUUGGCGGCUUUGAAGGCGAUUGUGAAUGUGAUCGGCAUGAACCGGAUGACUCCACCGAUUAAGGAUUUGCUGCCUCGCUUGACCCCUAUCCUCAAAAACAGACACGAGAAGGUGCAGGAAAACGUGAUCGACCUGAUCGGGCGCAUCGCGGACCGCGGCGCCGAGCUCGCGCCACCAAGGGAGUGGAACCGCAUCUGCUUUGACAUUCUGGAGCUCCUGCGCGCCCACAAGAAGGCGAUCCGACGUGCCAGUGUGAACACCUUCGGCUACAUUGCGAAGGCCAUCGGUCCCCACGACGUCUUGUCCACACUGCUGAACAACCUGAAAGUCCAAGAACGUCAGCUGCGUGUCUGCACGUGUGUGGCAAUCGGCAUCAUCUUAAGGCUUACUACAGUAAUGCAUCUUAAGAAGGAGCAUCGGCGGCCCCUUUUGAAAUAAGGGGGAAGUGCGUCAAAGAUGCUUUUCAAGAUGAUGAUGAAUAUAGAUCAGCUCUAAUUAUCGCGGAAACUUGUAGCCCGUUCACGGUGCUCCCGGCAAUGAUGAACGAGUACAAGACGCCGGACCUUAACGUCCAACACGGGAUUCUCAAAGGUAUGGCCUUCAUGUUCCAGUACAUUGGCGAGAUGGCGAAGGACUAUGUCUACAGCAUAGCGCCACUUCUAGAAGACUCCUUGCAGGAUCGGGACGCAGUGCACCGACAACAAGCCAUCGUCUGCACCUAUCAUCUCUCUCUAGGUACUACUUCGAUGUUGUGAUUUUUGUAUAUCUCUAACUACAACUACUUUUGUUUGCUACUCUUUGUCUUGUGAUAGUAGUCUCGCUCAAGAAAAAGGUCAUAAGCAUCAUCUCAUGCUAUUUCAAAAUGAAGAAAACCAAUUCUUAUGAUAUAUAUAGUUCUACGCAGCAAUCCCUACAAGCAGUUUUUCAUGCUGUUGUACCUCUUACUUAUGUCUAAUGAGUAACUGAACAACAAGAACAGCUACAAAACACACUCAUUCACUUUUCCAUUUCAAACCAGGUGUUCAAGGGCAGGGGUGCGAGGAUGUUGUGCAGCACUUGAUGAAUUAUGUGUGGCCGAACCUGUUUGAGAAUACGCCACACUUGAUUCAGGGUUGCUUCAACUGCAUAGACGGUUUCCGGAUAGCUCUGGGUCCGACCAAAGUGCUCCAGUAUUUGCUCCAGGGUCUCUUCCACCCUGCACGAAGAGUGCGAGAAAUCUAUUGGAAAUUGUACAAUAACCUCUAUAUCGGCGCACAAGAAGCGCUGAUACCAACCUUCCCCAAGCUGCGAGAAAAAGAUUUCCACAGACCAGAACUCGAAAUGCUCUUGUAAUUAUGCUGGUGCAAGUGGGAGACGAACAACUUCAACUUCUUUUUACUUAAUGGCAGCACCGAGUUACUGGGUGGAGGAUGAGGUGAAGCGCUUCUUCUUUGGGCGUUGGUGAUCAAGCUGAACUUCUUGCCCCGGUCGAGGUUGUUCAAUUUAGUUGUGCCGCUGUUGUGAAGAUGUCGCGACUAAAUAAGCGAUAUGAUGCUAGAAGUACAACUUGCAGUAGUUGUUGUAUUUUGAAGACUCGGAAGGAAACAACAUGGCAUCUAGGAAAUUAUCUUCAAAACUUUCCGAACAAUAUGCUGACAUUGGGCGCUCUUGGGAGUAUCCUGGCGUCUGUGUAUCGGUAUUGCGGUGCGCUGUGGGAAUUUAGUGAGACGUAGUAGUACUUGCUUCCUCCGCGCGGCCGCACCAAAUGGCACCACUGGUACAUAUGAGGAAAACCCGCUCAGAAACACAUGAAGAUCAUGUCCCUUUACCACGACCUUGAAAGAUUUCUACCCCAUGAAACAAAAAUGCACGGAAUUCUCGUUUUUGCGCUUCUCUUUUUUCUUCAUACUAUCUAGUUGUACUAAUUUACUAUCAGUAUCACUAUUAUAGUCACCUAUCAUCUCGUUUUAAAGGAUAUGGCUCCUUACGUGUCAGAAAAAUAAAGAACCCAAAAAGUGUGGCAAUGCUAGUGACACACCCUCAGCACAGGACGACGCAUAAAAAUGAUCGACAAGCAUCCUCUCAAAUACUUUCUAGCUACAUCUUCAUUAAGUACUUGGCGGACUUUAUUAAAGAACUUUUUGUUUUUUCGUGCUCAUACUACCUCGUAAGCACGACCUCUCGUGGAGACGACUGUCUACCGGGGGUUCGUGCCUGUCUAGGAC
This is a messenger RNA of Amoebophrya sp. A25, 6898 nucleotides long. The record is from the annotation of a GenBank genome assembly. NCBI's taxonomy places the organism in Eukaryota, Dinophyceae, Syndiniales, Amoebophryaceae.